AUGUCUGACAACCGCCUGAUAUCCCAUCGUACAACACGUCGAAACCCCGGAGAAUCGAUACCUCAAGUUGAUAACCCGGAGCGAAUCAUCUUUCCGCCUCGAGGUGCCCCUACCCCGUUAUCUUACACUACCCCUGUCACUACCCCUGUUCGGCCUACUUCAGCUCCGCCAAUCCUGCCUUUGGUCGAAUCGACGGGUUCGACUCCGUUGAUAGUUCAACAGUGGGAUUCCAUAGUUAACCCACCGAAUCGGCAAGGCUACCCUGUUAUCACAGCGAACUGGCCCUUAGGAUCUGACUCAGUCUCUCUUGAUCAAGUUUCUGAAGAAUCACUCGCAGUUGACCGACGUGUUAAUCCUCCGGGUUCAGAUCUUCGACAUCCUCGUCGUAGUAUUCCUGGCAAUUUCGACCCACAUACCUCUUUCAUCAGCUCGGGCGAAGAAACCUUUCGAAACAUGGCAAAUCAACAAUCAACUUCGAUGCCUGCCGAUCUCGAUGUGAGCACCGAGUUCGCCCGAAUGAAACUUGACAAUGACGGACUACGAUCAGACAACGCGGAUCUUCGUAAGGAAAUCGGCGAGGUCCGUAGCCUUCUACAGAACUUCUUGCAAAGCCAACGACCUCACGACGGACAUCGCGACGGCAACGCGACCUCACAUGGUGAAACGUCUACUCAGAGACCCAAUGCAGACCAUGACGUGACACCUCAAAUGUUCACGUCGACGCCGGCGGUAGGACGACAGAACCUGUUCAACAUCCCACCUUCUUUACCUUCCGUUGCCGAUACGCCAGUCAAUACGGUACCGGCAGCUGCUGAUCUGUCCAACUUUCGAGCUACUGAUUGGCCUCAGUACAAAGGCAAGUUUGGCGAUGUCGCUGCCUUUCGUAUGUGGCAAUACCAGAUGGAGACGACUUUUCGAGUUAAACAAAUCGACCGACCUGAAGAUCGUUUUCGGAUUCUCCCGUUGGUUCUAGCUAAUGACCCGGCCUCAUCUUGGUGCCGCAGAUCUGAACGUAAUUUUGAUGGUAAAUCGUGGGAUGCGGUGAUGUUAGAGAUGCAAGGAGUAGUGUUACCGGUUGGGUGGGAUGAAGCAGCUCGAGAACGUUUGCGUGAAUUGACGAUGAAGGUGAAUGAGUCGGUGACUGCAUAUUGUGGACGAGCAAGAGUGAUCCAAGAAGAAAUUGGAGUUGAAGAGUGUGAUGAUGAGCAUUUAGCUAAUGCUGUGGUAGGAGGAACUUCAGGGACCUUUAAGGCUUGGAUCAAGAUGGAGCGGGUCGUGAAGAAUAGUGUGGAUCCGGUAACGAAGCGCUUCUCAUUCCCAAUCUUUGAAGAACGACUCGGUGCCAUCUUCCUGCUUACCCAAGCAGUUGAUGGACGGAACGGUGGUCGCUCUCACUUGACGACUGGAACCUCUUCAAACGCUAUGGGAACGGUGCCAAAUGUUCAAUCCCGGCCAGCUCAAUCGGCUCAAUCGACGGCUCCAUCUGCGACCCGACCACCAUUGUCUCCUGAGGAAAGCCAAGCUCGUAAUGUGCGUUUCGGUGCAUACAUGCGAUCGAUUGGACUUUGUCCUCGAUGCAAGACUUCGUGCAACAAGUGGUUAGGCGGCUGUGAUGCGAGGCCUAACAAUACGUUCUUCUCAGUCCCCAUGGACUUUCCUCGUGCACCUCCUUAUCCACCAGCUAAAGGCAGUUCAUCGGUACCAGCGCCGAGAGCUUCGAUGGCACCUGGAGCUUCAAGACCACCACGUAGAGUCGAUGUAGCAGCAGUAGAUCAAGGAAGGGAGGUAGAUGUUGCGGCUGUUGGGGUGUUUCCGGACUUAGGACGCGCUGAUCUUGCGGCUUACGAACAAUUGAUGGAACACCUGAACGGACCGCAGGAUGAAGAUGUAGAAAAACCCUGA
Molecule: messenger RNA, 1902 nt
Organism: Melampsora larici-populina 98AG31
Lineage: Eukaryota; Fungi; Basidiomycota; Pucciniomycetes; Pucciniales; Melampsoraceae
Exons: 2
Coding region: 1-1902 (633 amino acids)
Source: RefSeq, a predicted model, not a curated record